GUCAACCACACGUGAGUCCCGGCCAUCCACUUCACGUACCCCAUAACCCUCCCUCUCCCAUUGACACGCGUCAUGCAUUCAUUCUGUUCGUCAAUCACUGAUAGCUAUGGAUGAAAAGCGACCAGCAUGAUCGGUUCUGCUCCGCCUGCCUCGGAGCUCUGGCUUGGACGGCUGCUGUGCCGGCUUCGUUGCCUCACCAACAUGGGUGAUGUACGAGGCCGGCGGCGUGCAGCGAAUCCAACCAGAGCUCAGGUAGAACCAGAAGGAAGAAUGACGGCAUGCACCACCACACGGAGAUGGGAAUUGUGUUCAAACGGAGGCAGCAAUCGAACAUCACUCUCUCAGCCUUUUCUCGCAAUACAGGGGCCGACGAAUCAGCCCAGCUCGUCUGUGUCCCCUCACGACCCCCAUGCAUCCCUUAAACAGCAUCAGUCUUCCCUUCCUCCUUCCCCACUCCCUCUCCCCCUCCCCCAUCAUCUCCUUUGAGCACCAUCUCCCUGGCCAUCUGUGUGGCCCUCUGGUGGGCCGCCAGGACGGCCGCCCUCUUGGAUCGUCCCGUGGCGUGCUCGAGGGCGGGGUCACGGUGGGAGGGGAUGGGGUGCAGCAGCCAGGGGUCCAGCAUGGAGGGCAGGGCCGUGGCAUCCUCUCUCUUGGUCAGGCUGUGGAUCAGAGAGGACGUGGUGUCCAGCUGCAGCUGCAGGGGCUGCGACAUUGACUCGGUCAGCUCAGCCACUGCACACAAAGGCAAAGAAGAUUGGAAGGAAUCAUAGAUUGUUUCAGGAGCAGCGUACCUAGUUUUGGUCCCAGUAUGUCUGCUGAGAUGCCCUUGGUGAUGCUGACGAUCGCGGCCUGACACUCAUCCUCGCCCUUCUCCUGCACAUGCAUACACACACAGACGGCAUAAGAGCUAAGUAAGACACUUGUCCAUGCAUCUUGCUCUUGUCCCUCUCACCUCUUCAAGCCAUGCAUCCAGCUUCUCCGCUGCCUCAUCCGCACCCUCUUGGUCCUCUUCCACCUCCCUACCCCUCUCCUCCAUCCUGCCCUCUGCCAUCCUCUCAUCAGUCACCAUCGGCCCCUCACCCAUGCCGCCCAUCAGCUCGCCGAACGCCGGCCCCGGUGGCCCACCAAACCCACCUCCCCGCCAGCCUCCAGACAUGUCAGGUGGUGGCGGUGGCUGGAAGCGCGGCCCGUAGUCCAUGGGCCCCCUUGGCGGAGGAUAGUCCAUCGGGUGGUGUGGGGGAUACAUAAUGUGCGGGGGCCUCUCGGGGCCACCGUAGAACGAGUCUGGCGGGCCCCCCCAGUGCCCGCCGCGAUCCGACAUGGGUGGCGGUGGUGGGGGAGGGGGCCCCUCGUCCUCUCUGUCCCAUCUCCCAGGCCCAGGCCCAGGGCGCCACGGCCGGUCAAUGGGCGUCGGGCCCGGCACACGAGGGGGUGGGAGUGGACGAGGCCAGCGGCCUUCCUGAGGGGGCGGCCUUCGCGGAUAGUACGAUAUCGGCACGCCAGGCCCGGGUUGCUCCUCUUCCUCGCCUCGCAUCAUGAAGUCCUCCCCUUCACGGCCCUCCUCUUCUCUCUGCUGUGGUGGCGGGAACUGGCCGAAACCCUCAGACCCUCCAGGUCCACCAGGCCCUUCCCAUGGCCCAGGAGGAGGUCGAAAGCCUUCGCCGAAUGGCGGCGGCUGAUAGGGUGGCCGAAAGCCGCCGUCCUCCCUGUCGUCCCUGUGCAUUACGUGGGGGUAGGGAGGCUCCUCCCUCUCCGGCCGCAUCAUCGGUCGCGGGCGCCAUCCAAAGGGCGGCCCGCCCUCGGGAUAGAACAUCUGCCUGUCCGGUGGCGGGUGGCGGGGCGCACUCGAGCUGCGAGUCAUCUGUUGGUGAUCGUCUGGCUGCUGCUGUGGCUGUUGUUGCUGCGGUGGAUGAUGGGGCGGGGGUGGUAGAGCGCCAUCGGCCAUGUGUGGUGGCAAGGGGCCUGGCUGUGGCGGGCCUGGCGGUGGUGUGAAAGGCGAUCGAUCCAUCUGACCAUUCUGCGGGGGCGGGGGCUGGCCGCCAGCCGGGCCAAAAGGAGCAGGAGGACCACCUGCACGUAACAAACAGAGAUAGAAAGACGAAUGAAUGCGACCAUCUCAUGGUUCCGUGCAUAUUCUCACCUUCUCCCAUGUCGCUUCUCGGCACCAUCAUCGCCCCGCUGCCGCGCGGCCCAGUGCCCAUCCACUGCUGCCCAUCCUGCCCGCCAUCGCCAGCCGGCACUGGGGGCGAUGAAGGGAUAGAUGGCGGCUUGCUGCCCUGCUCGAUCCACCGACCAGAUGCUGUGCGGCGCGCGUGUGGGGCGGGGGUAAGGAUGGGAGGGUAGCGACGCGACGGCGGAGGCGCCAGCCAGUCGGGGGGCGGUUGUUGCUGCUGCUGCUGCAUGUCUGGUGGGCCGCUCUCUGGAGAGUGGAUGGGCGGUGGCUCGAUGGGGGCCUGAGGAAUCAGCCGAGAGAGAGAAAUCAAUCUCAUGAUCCAAUUGUCAUGGUCUUGUUUCGAUCUUACCUGCUGCUGCGGUGGUGGUGGUGGUGGUGGAGGUGGCUGUCCUCCCUCCUCUCUCGGCUUCUCUCCCUCACCAACGUAGCCCCUCAUCCCCUCAUGCUGCUGCUGCUGCUGUUGAUGUUGCUGCUGUGGGUAUUGCCCCUCAUAGGGCCCUGGUGGCGGUCGAUACAUGCCCUCGUCCAUCAUGGGCGGCGGGCCCCGCCAGCCAGCACCAGGAUGGGACGGCUGACCCUGCCAGGGCGGCGGAGGGCGGCCGUAGCCGGGAUGGUGAUGCUGAUGCAUGUCGGGGGGCGGCCCUUCGUGCGGUGGCAUGUCUGCGUCGGGUGGCGGGGGCUGCUGGUGGGGUGGAUGCAUUAUCAACGGAGGCCGGUCUGACGGUGGCAUAAAGGGACGGUGAGGUCCUCGGAAGGGGAAGCGACCGCCUCGAGGGCCGCCGUCCCAGGGAGGUCUGGGGCCGCCUUCAGGGAACCCGUGCUCACCGCCCUGACCACCAGGGGGCUGCUGCUGCUGCUGCUGCUGCAUGGAAACAGGACAGGAGUGUCACGUACGGCGAGUGAUGUGAUGUGAUGUGAUGUGUGCUGUCGUAUGGUGGUGUCUGACCUCGUGUUGUUGUGGCGGCCUCCAUCCUCUUGGUCUGAGCAUGGGUCCUCCUCCACCCCCUUCCCUCUCCAUCCUGCCCCUGAAGCCACCCCGCCCCCUGCCCCUGCCGCGCGCCUCGCGUGCCUCCCGCGCCUGCUUUCGCUCCAUCUCCUUCUUCUCCCACCACGGGGGAGACCGCCGAUUGCCGUCACCUGGGCGAUCGCCCUGAGGAGGUCGUUCGCCUUCACGAGGUCGGUCGCCUUCCUCACGCGAGUCACGCCUCUCCCUCUCCCUAUCCCUCUCCCUCUCUCUGCUCUCCCUGCUGUCUUCGCGUCGCCUGAAUCCGCCACGACUGUCGUCCUUUCCACCGGCCUCCUCACCGCCCCUUGCCGGAGGGUCGCAGGGCUCGCCCACGUCUGGCGCCCUGUCGAAACGAUGUGGCCGGUCCUGACCGCGGAACUUGACGGGCGACCCGACGUUAUCCUGCUGCUGCUGCUGCUGGCCGUCACCGCCGCCAAAGCCGCUGCUGACCUUGCCGGCCUCGACAUCCGGCCUGUCAUCUUCGGGCUUGGGCUGGUCCAGCUUUGGUGAUGAUGUGUCCAUGAUGACGCGACGGGCGGGGACGGGGGGCGUGUCCCGCCUGGGUGACUCGUCCCGACGAGAAGGGGGGGUGGGAGUGCCGCCACCGGUGAAGCUGUUGGCCUGCAUCCAUAGAUCAGAGCACAAAGACCAGCCGUGAAGUCCGUGAUGGGUGGCGCGUUGUCUUGCUGCCUGCCUCACCCUCGGAGGUUCUCUGUCGCUCCUCCCACGCUCCCGUGACCGUCUGGGCGACCUCUCGCGGUGUCUGUCCCUCGCAUCUCUAUCGUCCCUGAAGCCCCUGUCAUCCCUGUCACGCGAGAAGGGCUGAUGGCUGUUGUCCAGGUCCCUCUCCCUCUCCCUGUCUCGGUCUGCCCUCCUGGGUGUGGAGUGGUCGUUGUGGGCGUCGCGGUGCUCCCUGUGCCUGCUGCGGUCGUGGCGGCUCUCAUCGUCAGACUCUCGCCUGCGGUCCUUUUCCUGACGAUCCUUGUCCUGAGUAAGGAAAGCGCGUGUGCCUGCCUGUUGUCUGCCUGUCCGUCUGUGUGGGUACGAACCUUGUGUUUGUGCUUCUUCUUGUGCGACCUCUUGGUGUCGUCACUGUCAGGCGAGGAGCUGACAAUCCUGUCCCGCUCAUCCCGCUCGCCCGACCGGUGUUUCCUCUUCUUGGCCUUCUUCCGCUCCCUCCUCCGCUCAUCAUCCUCCCUAGUAUCGCGCUCGCCACGCCUCAGACCCUCCAUUGCCUCGUCCACAUCACGACCCAGGUGACGCGCCUCAGGAGACUGCAUCCAUGAGCCAUCCCAAUGAAAACAGGUGGCCUUCUCUGCCUUUGUGUGCGUCUAUGUGCUUACGUGUACCAGUCCCAGUUCUUCAGCAGGGUCCACCGGCGGCUCCGAUGGCCUCCAUCUGUCGUCGCGACUCGCAGCACCGAACCCAUCCUCGAAACGAGAACGACACUGUGACAUGCUGGCCCCUGAUGCUCACUCAGCUCAUGCAGCACGUAUCCUCAGCUGGCAGAACGGCAUUUCCAUACGCGAAGGUGGGUGCCGAACGCGAAGAACAUUGAAUGAUCCGCAAAGUUGUUUUUUCGCUCACAAAGCCCUCAACAGUCACA
Messenger RNA from Vitrella brassicaformis, 4785 nucleotides. NCBI's taxonomy places the organism in Eukaryota, Vitrellaceae. The record is from the annotation of a GenBank genome assembly.